Octodon degus (degu) is the source of this 1227-nucleotide messenger RNA. Its product is annotated as HLA class II histocompatibility antigen, DQ beta 1 chain-like. The record is from RefSeq and is a predicted model, not a curated record. Gene Ontology annotation, cellular component: MHC class II protein complex; membrane. Gene Ontology annotation, biological process: peptide antigen assembly with MHC class II protein complex; immunoglobulin production involved in immunoglobulin-mediated immune response; antigen processing and presentation of exogenous peptide antigen via MHC class II. Lineage: Eukaryota; Metazoa; Chordata; Mammalia; Rodentia; Octodontidae. The coding region runs from base 80 to 895 and encodes 271 amino acids. The transcript has 6 exons. Gene Ontology annotation, molecular function: MHC class II protein complex binding.
GUCUCAGGUUUUUCUUCUCCGAAGUGGGUACGGCAGGAGUGAACUGUGUUGACUGCCAUUGCCUUUUCCCUUUUUCUCAAUGAUGUCAGUGAAGAUGGCUUUGGGGAUCCCAAGGGGCCUUAGUCCAGCCACGGUGACCCUGUUGCUGCUGCUGCUGGGAGGUGCUCUGGCUAAGGGCAGAGACUCUCCAGAGGACUUCGUGUACCAGGGUAAGGGCCUGUGCUACUACACCAACGGGACGCAGCGCGUGCGGGGGGUGGUGAGGUACAUCUACAACCGCGAGGAGUUCGUGCGCUUCGACAGCGACGUGGGCGAGUACCGCGCCGUGACCGAGCUGGGGCGGCCGGACGCCGAGUACUGGAACAGCCAGCCGGACUUCCUGGAGCAGACGCGCGCCGAGCUGGACACCGUGUGCAGACACAACUACGAGGUGAACAUCCUCCCGCUGACCCAGCGGUGGCGAGUGCAGCCUACGGUGACCAUCUCGCCAUCCAAGACAGAGGCCCUGAACCACCACAACCUGCUGGUCUGCUCAGUGUCAGAUUUCUAUCCAGCUCAGAUCAGAGUCCAGUGGUUCCGGAAUGGCCAGGAGCAGACAGCUGGCGUCGUGUCCACCUCCCUCAUUAGGAACGGGGACUGGACCUUCCAGAUUAUAGUGAUGCUGGAGAUGACCCCCCAGCGUGGGGAUGUCUACACCUGCCACGUGGAGCACUCUAGCCUCCAGAGCCCCAUCACAGUGGAGUGGCGGGCACAGUCUGAAUCUGCGCAGAGCAAGAUGCUGAGUGGCAUCGGGGGCUUCGUGCUGGGGCUGAUCUUCCUGGGGCUGGGCUUCUUUAUCCAUCGCAGAAGUCAGAAAGGAGCUCGUGGACCUCCACCAGCAGGGCUCCUACAGUGACUUCCGAGUGUGUCCUGAGUGGAAUUGGCCUUCACUCUUCUGUGCGGCUUGCCUGCCACAGCCCAGAGUUCCCGCCUUGACUCAGCCUCCUUCUAUGAUCAGAAUCCCACCGCGGCUCCCAUACUCCUCUAGCUCACCUCCUGUGACCCCCGCCCCAAGGACCUCAGCUCCCUGAGCUCACCCCCGAGUCUUGCCUGUAUGUGACAGCAGCACCGACUCAGACCCAAAGGGCUUGCCUUUUUUAUGUCUUCCCAGUGUGUGGCUCAAGAGAUGCAUUAAAGCCAUUUGUCUGGGUGUAGAGUUUUUUUAUGAUUAAACAUGGUUCUGAGUGA